AUGUUGGCUACAAGUGCUCGAAGCGCUCCAGCGCAAGCCACCCGCCUCCUCCGUCCAUCCUCCGUCGCGACACGCCCUCUGAAUACGACAUGGCGCAGGUUCGCAAGCAAUAGGCCGCAGGGCGUAGAAGCUCCACAGUGGUUUCGCAAUUCUCUUGGUGUGGCAGUUGCCGGAACUGCUGCAUUUCUAGGAUACUCCUACAUCAACAGCAAUAAAGAAUUAUGGAUCAACAGCCAAGUGGACUCCAAAAAAGGACCCGUCGACGCCAAUGAGCUUCGUGCCCAGUUUGUGCAGGAAAAAAGGAGCUUAAAGAGCCCCGGUGUCUAUACUUGGGGAUCGAAUGCCUACAAAGUGGUAGAUCCUGGAUCGAAGGACACUGAUAUCAAGGCGCCUCGACGUUUCAAGUACUUCAAUGGCCAGGUGUUGCGAGACUUCAAGAUCGAGGAGCGAUCCGGCGCAGCUAUUACAGAAGAGGGUGAUUUGGUUCAGUGGGGCAAGGGCUUCUCCGAGAAAGAGUUUAAACCAAGCAAAACCCUAGUUCGAGAGGGCUCUUGGCUUUCCCUUGGGCUCACGCAGUCAACUCUCAGCUACCGCCUACUGAAGCCUGCUCUGAAGCUUGGCGAAAAGGUGUCGUCCAUCAGCGGUGGCCAGCAACAUGUGCUCCUUCUUACGAACUCCGGGCGAGUUUUCGCUGCUGCUUCCUCGACUGAGAACUAUCCGACUCUUGGUCAGCUUGGUGUGACUGGGCUUACCUGGUCUACUAGGCCCAGUGGUCCAGCAGACACCUGUCACGAAGUAACAGAGCUCAAAGGAUCUAAGAUCACCCAUAUCGCGGCCGGUGACUACCAUUCUUUAGCAUUAUCGAAAGAUGGUCGUCUUUUUGGCUGGGGCGAUAACUCAUUUGGACAAUUGGGCGUUGAAUUUGAGCCUUCAUUGCCAUAUAGAGACACUCCUUUCGUCCUGCCCAUUAACAGACUCUACAACUCUCAGAAAUAUGCUACGCGGGUCACCAGCGUCGCUGCAGGUGGAGCCAAUACUUUUUUCACCGUCGACGCCACACGGAUCCUCGGUCCCGAGGAAAAUCCAGCAGAUGUUCGAGACUUGGGAAGAUGGAAGCAUGUCCAGGACGCCCCUACCAAGAUAAAGGACCUGAGUGGGCUCGGAGAGUAUGACGAGCAAGCGAAGAAGAUGGUGCCGAUCCGUAUCCGCAACUGGUCAACACAAGUUCUCUCAAAAAGAGUGAAUGACUGGGGAUAUGAGGCCUUCUGGUGGGGUGGUAACGAGAACUUUCAGCUGGGCACAGGCAAGCGCAGCAAUCAGCCUCGCCCAACGUACAUCACUGCACCUCCAGAGUCUGUAAAGAGCCCUGAGCCGGUAGCCCGAUUGCAGAUCAUGCCCCGACACAAGGGAACUGUUGGUAAACGGUCUGUGGAUAUGGAGCAACGUGUCGAAUGUGGACGCCAUGUAUCUGCUAUUUACUCUGCAGUUUAG
Penicillium chermesinum is the source of this 1491-nucleotide messenger RNA. Its product is annotated as RCC1-like domain-containing protein. The coding region runs from base 1 to 1491 and encodes 496 amino acids. The transcript has 4 exons. Gene Ontology annotation, cellular component: mitochondrial inner membrane. NCBI's taxonomy places the organism in Eukaryota, Fungi, Ascomycota, Eurotiomycetes, Eurotiales, Aspergillaceae. The record is from RefSeq and is a predicted model, not a curated record. Gene Ontology annotation, biological process: mitochondrial respiratory chain complex III assembly.